GUAUUUGAGCUCCGAGGAGUUCCCGCCAAGGUAUUACGGCUGUGCGCUUGCUCUCCACAAAGCGCUAUUUCUGAAAACAUACUUUUUGUUAUUAUCAACACCAUGGCUGAUAAAGAAGCAGCGUUUGAUGAUGCUGUUGAGGAGAGGGUGAUAAAUGAGGAGUACAAGAUCUGGAAGAAGAACACGCCCUUCCUCUAUGACUUGGUGAUGACCCAUGCCCUGGAGUGGCCCAGCCUAACAGCACAGUGGCUGCCAGAUGUCACCAGACCAGAAGGGAAGGAUUUCAGUGUACACAGGCUGGUUCUUGGCACCCACACCUCAGAUGAGCAGAAUCACCUGGUCAUCGCUAGCGUGCAACUGCCUAAUGACGAUGCUCAAUUUGAUGCAUCUCACUAUGACAGUGAAAAAGGCGAGUUUGGAGGCUUUGGGUCAGUCAGUGGUAAGAUAGAGAUUGAAAUCAAGAUCAACCAUGAGGGAGAAGUGAACCGGGCCCGGUACAUGCCCCAGAACCCCUGCAUCAUCGCCACCAAAACCCCAACUAGCGAUGUGCUUGUCUUUGACUACACCAAACACCCCUCCAAACCAGAUCCAUCUGGAGAGUGCACCCCAGAUCUGCGUUUGAGAGGACACCAGAAAGAGGGCUAUGGCCUCUCGUGGAACCCCAAUCUGAGUGGCUGCCUCCUCAGCGCUUCUGAUGACCAUACAAUCUGUAUGUGGGACAUUAGUGCUGUUCCCAAAGAGGGGAAGAUUGUGGAUGCUAAGACAAUCUUCACUGGACACACAGCUGUAGUGGAGGAUGUCUCCUGGCAUCUGCUGCACGAGUCGCUCUUUGGAUCUGUAGCUGAUGACCAGAAACUCAUGAUUUGGGACACACGGUCCAACAACACAUCCAAGCCCAGCCAUGCUGUAGACGCCCACACUGCAGAGGUCAAUUGUUUGUCCUUCAACCCCUACAGCGAGUUUAUCCUAGCGUCGGGCUCAGCAGACAAGACUGUUGCUCUCUGGGAUCUGAGGAAUUUGAAACUAAAGCUGCAUUCAUUCGAGUCUCACAAAGAUGAGAUAUUCCAGGUCCAGUGGUCUCCUCAUAAUGAAACCAUCCUGGCCUCAAGCGGUACAGACAGGCGUCUCAACGUGUGGGACCUCAGUAAAAUCGGAGAGGAGCAGUCUCCAGAGGACGCUGAGGAUGGCCCACCUGAACUGCUGUUUAUCCACGGUGGUCACACAGCUAAGAUCUCAGACUUCUCGUGGAACCCCAAUGAACCCUGGGUCAUCUGUUCUGUAUCGGAGGACAACAUCAUGCAAGUCUGGCAGAUGGCUGAGAACAUCUACAACGACGAGGACCCAGAGGGGGCAGCUGAUACUGAGGUCCAGGCAUGAGUGACACCCGGGUCUUGAUCACAUCCUCAAAACUAACAUAUGAAAAAAAAUGUUUUACCUGGACACAACAGCAUUUAAAUGGUUGCACAAGAUUGGGGUGUUUUUUUUGUGUGCAAUUUUUCAAGGGGGAGAUUGGAACUCAGCUUGGUAUCAAGGUUUUACAUAUAUUUAUAUAAGGAUGCUUCUGUUUGAUAUUAUUGGAUAGAUUUGCCAUUGGUUUGUAACAUUUUGUUUACUAACUCUGUUUAUUUCAUCUUAAAUGAUGCAUAAUUGUGUUAGUUAGGUUUUAAGAAACCAGUUAUUGAAACACAUUUCCUCAUCAUUUUUAUAUGAAAUUGUACAUAAACGUUGAUUUCAUUAUCUGUGUUGUAGAUUACUAAAUCAGUUCUGUAUGUCUAGAAUCCCCAUGUCUUUGUUUAGGCAGGCAGCCCAAUUCAGAUCAUCUUGAUGUGAUUGGUCAAAAGGUGAAAAAAAAUAAUAGGUCUGCCAGUCUAAAGGUAGUCUAUGUGUCUGUAUUGUAUUGUCUUUGUAUGCCAAAUCUGCACCACAUUCCCUUGUGCUUUGUAAUUGUAUUAAUUAUUAAAUGUAUUUCAUACACAA
Esox lucius (northern pike) is the source of this 1977-nucleotide messenger RNA. Its product is annotated as histone-binding protein RBBP4. Gene Ontology annotation, molecular function: histone binding. Gene Ontology annotation, cellular component: NuRD complex; ESC/E(Z) complex; nucleus. Gene Ontology annotation, biological process: regulation of gene expression. Lineage: Eukaryota; Metazoa; Chordata; Actinopteri; Esociformes; Esocidae. The record is from RefSeq and is a predicted model, not a curated record. The coding region runs from base 103 to 1377 and encodes 424 amino acids. The transcript has 10 exons.